ACCUUCUGGUACUCCUUGCUUUCAUUUUCUUUUCUGUAAUUCAUGUUAUCUUACCCACUUUAUUCAGUAGAAGAGUGAAAGAUUAAUACAAUGCCCAGUCCUAUAGAUACUUUGGAACAACAAAAUGAAGGUGGUCAGUGCAUUUCCCUUCCAAUUGGAGAUCCAGAAAGUAUAUUGGUGGCAUCUAUCCAAGAAAGAUUAAAUGUUGUCCCUCCCUUGUCCUCAAAGUUCUGUAUUUAUCGUGUUCCUGAGAAACUCCGCAAAAUAAAUGAAGAGGCAUACACACCUCAGUUGGUCUCCAUUGGCCCUUUUCACCAUGGAAAGGAAAACCUAAGAGUGAUGGAAAGACAUAAAUGGCAGUAUCUACGUUCAUUUGUAGAUCGAAGACCUGACAUAGACUUGUCAGAAUAUGUCAAAAAUAUGAAACAGAUAGAAGAAAGAACACGCCAAUGUUAUGCCGAAAUCAUCAGCUUCAACAGUGAUGAAUUUGUAACAAUGAUGCUAGUUGAUGGAUGUUUCAUCCUCGAAUUUCUCCUCAGAAAUUUGCCACUUGAAGUGAAUAAUAGAGAAGAUCCUGUGUCUAGUAACCUUUGGUUGUCUAAUGCCAUAAAAUGUGACCUUAUACUGCUCGAAAAUCAGUUGCCCUUCUUUGUUCUUGAGUGUUUAUACAAAUUAAACAAAGGAUACGGACACAAUUCCCUCAUUGAAAUUAUUCGCUUUUCCUUUUCACGUAUGGUGCCAAAGGAGGAACAAGAGUUGAGGGAGAAUUCUAAAUGCUCCCAAGUAAAGCAGCUGCUUGCUUUUGUUUGUGAUUGUUGCUCCUCUUCAUCCUCAUGUGCAUUGCUGAGAGAGAAUGGAGAAACAGAUUCAGAAUCAACUGAAGAAAUGCGCGAACAACUCUUCAGACCCUCCCAAGUAAAGCAUUUGCUUGACUAUGUACGGGACUGCUAUAUCCCUUCAUCAGCUAAUACAUCAUUGGGAAAUGAGGAGCUUGAACUUCCCCACAAUGUGACACAGCUUCGCGAAGCAGGAGUCAAAUUUGAGGUGGGCAAAGGCAAAUGCUUAUUGGACCUAAGUUUUAAGAAAGGAGUUUUGGCAAUCCCAUGUAUAAAUAUCCAAGAUUGGACAGACUCUCUCCUCCGAAAUAUGAUUGCGUUUGAACAAUUACAUUGUGUUGGCACUAAAUACAUCACGGAUUAUGCGACCCUCUUGGAUAGCUUCAUUGACUCAUCCAAGGAUGUUAUAUUGCUACAUGAGCGCGGUAUUAUCAAAAGCUUGUUAGGAGAUCAUGAGCAGGUGUCUCUACUUUUCAACAAACUUGUCAAUGAGGUUAACAUUGAUGCUGGUGAUUUUUAUUUUAGUGAUAUCUGUCAAGAUUUGAAUGCGUAUUACAGGGUUACUUGGCAUACAUGGAAGGCAAAUUUGAGACAUACUUAUUUCAACACGCCAUGGACAAUAAUUUCAGUUAUUGCAGCAGCUGUGCUGCUUGUUCUUACAUUCUUACAGACCAUAUACUCUAUCAUAUCUGCUAGUUGAAAUUAUAUCUAUUGCUCAAAUGGAUUGAUUGAAUAGUCAAC
This is a messenger RNA of Telopea speciosissima, 1577 nucleotides long. Its product is annotated as UPF0481 protein At3g47200-like. The record is from RefSeq and is a predicted model, not a curated record. Bases 91 to 1536 code for a protein of 481 amino acids. Lineage: Eukaryota; Viridiplantae; Streptophyta; Magnoliopsida; Proteales; Proteaceae. The transcript is spliced from 2 exons.